CAACAGGCACCUUGUGAGCAUCAGCAAUGGAAAAGGCACAGUCAUGGGCCCCACUGGUUGGUUUCAUGCUCGUGCCCCAUGCAGGAUCCAUAUGGGGAGCUAGGAUUAUCAAGAAGGAACUGCCUACCUGGUUUGAAUCCCUUGAGAAGCCAUCCUGGCAUCCACCUAACUGGAUUUUUGCACCUGUCUGGGGAACUUUAUAUUCAUCAAUGGGAUAUGGCUCUUACCUGGUAUGGAAGGAGCUGGGAGGCUUCAAUAGCAAGUCCAUGGUUCCACUUGGUCUGUAUGCUGGACAGCUAGCAUUAAAUUGGUCAUGGCCUCCUAUAUUCUUUGGCAAUCACAAAAUAGGAUGGGGACUGGUCACUUUAUUACUUACCACAGGAACAGGAGCAGCUAUGACUACAGUCUGGUAUCAUGUCAACAAAACAGCAGCCUAUUUGAUGUACCCUUAUUUAGCCUGGUUGACUUUUGCUUCCGUGCUGAACUACCGUGUGUGGAAAGCCAAUCGCGACAAGAAGCACCCAUAA
Messenger RNA from Euleptes europaea (tarantolino), 527 nucleotides. It is a transcript of the gene TSPO, whose product is annotated as translocator protein. Gene Ontology annotation, cellular component: membrane; endoplasmic reticulum. NCBI's taxonomy places the organism in Eukaryota, Metazoa, Chordata, Lepidosauria, Squamata, Sphaerodactylidae. The transcript has 4 exons. Gene Ontology annotation, molecular function: cholesterol binding. The record is from RefSeq and is a predicted model, not a curated record. Bases 27 to 527 code for a protein of 166 amino acids.